Molecule: messenger RNA, 1422 nt
Organism: Sebastes umbrosus (honeycomb rockfish)
Lineage: Eukaryota; Metazoa; Chordata; Actinopteri; Perciformes; Sebastidae
Gene: mnat1
Product: MNAT1 component of CDK activating kinase
Exons: 10
Coding region: 293-1228 (311 amino acids)
Biological process (GO): positive regulation of cyclin-dependent protein serine/threonine kinase activity; nucleotide-excision repair; regulation of transcription by RNA polymerase II
Cellular component (GO): transcription factor TFIIH holo complex
Molecular function (GO): cyclin-dependent protein serine/threonine kinase activator activity
Source: RefSeq, a predicted model, not a curated record
CCAGUCCCUUCUCCUGUCCUGUCUGCAUGUGCAUGUCCAUACCAGAGCCCCCCAUUAACACCCCUCCAGACGGCCUCAGAGGGUUGAAGGCCAGCGGCUGGAUGCCCAGAUUGAGCCCAUUGAAGAGGAUGUUUCCAGGGGACUGGAGCUGGAAGGAGACUCACUGGGGUCUAUCUGCAGGAGAGCCACGCUAUUGGCCGCCGAGGGGCCUCAUAAGAGGAGGAGCUGAGCACGAAUGUUUGGUUUCCAGCUGUCAGUCAUAUAACAGUAUAUUCACCUGUGCAAGGCAGAAAUGGACGACCAGGGCUGUCCACGAUGCAAAACCACCAAAUACAGGAACCCGUCUCUGAAGCUGAUGGUGAACAUCUGCGGUCACACGCUAUGCGAGAACUGUGUGGAGAUGCUAUUUGUGCGUGGCUCGGGUAACUGCGUGCAGUGCGACACGCCCCUGAGGAAGAGCAACUUCCGCGUGCAGCUCUUCGAAGACCCCACCGUAGAUAAGGAGGUGGAGAUUCGCAAGAAGGUGCUGAAGAUAUACAACAAGAGAGAUUUUGACUUCCCCAGCCUGAGAGAAUAUAACGACUUUCUGGAGAAAGUGGAGGACAUAGUGUUUAACCUGACAAACAACAUUGAUGUGGAGAACACCAAGCUGCGGAUGGAGCAGUACCAGAAGGAGAACAGAGAUACCAUCCAGAGGAAUAAGGUUAAACUGACGCGAGAGCAGGAGGAGCUGGAGGAGCUGCUGUUGCUGGAGCAGCAGGGCAAUGAGCAGCGGAGAUUGGACUUAUUACAGGACGAGCAGAGGCAGCUGCAGGCCAAGAGAAAGAACAAGCAGGCUCUGCUGGACGAGCUGGAGCAGUCUCAACUCCCUGCCACCAUCUUGCUGGCCCAACACAAGGUCCGUGCUGCCAAGCUGGAGACCCAGAUAGAGCAGCAGAAACAGGCGGUCAAACCUACCAAUCUAUUUUCAACUGGAAUCCAUAUGCGUCAGACAGUGUCUCUUCAGCCUCCUCCCAAGAUAGAGGAAGUUCUGUACCAAUACAAGCCUCUUCUAGUUGAAAUCUACGGACCACCGGUGCCUGAACUGGAGCAACUGGGCCGACUCGGGUAUCUGAACCACGUGCGGGCUGCCAUGCCUCAGGACACAGCUGGAGGAUACACCUCAACUUUGGCAUGUCAUCGAGCUAUUCAGGAUGCGUUCAGUGGGCUGUUCCCUCUGAAACGCUGAUCCAGAACUCCAAAAGCCGGUGGAUAGAAAUGUGAGUGAAAGGACAAUAAAAGCCACAGCGCUGCCACUACGGAGAGGGAGAAAGCUGCUGUGGUAGGUGGUACUCUGACUGAUCUUUGGUCAAGGUGUAAAGGAGUUUUUUGUAUUUUGUGUUAAUUUUAUAUUUAAAUAAAUCACAAUGAACAUUGAAAAAA